AUGGGCGGGACCCUGGUGUGGCUGUUCAGGAAACUCGAAAUAGCAGCAACUUGUGCUCCAAGCGCUUGCAGCCGCAACUCAGUCCCGACGAACGCUCGCGGCGUGUCGUCCCCGCACCAAGAAGCGGACGAGGCGACGCAUCUCUUGGUCCUACCCCCUCGUCGAGUCCAGGCCGGUGAGAACGUUUCCUGGAACCACAGUACCAACGUGCGCUCCUAUCGGCGAGAGAACCCUGCGAUGCCCCAAGUGCAACAGAAACAACAGCUCGUGCUCGAACGUCAAGCCUGGGACCUGCAACUGGCACGCCUCAACGUGGUGCCGUCGGAACACACGGCAGCUUGGGACGCCAGUACAAAUGUCAAAUCGACUCGUGUGGUUAGUCCUCUGCAGCAAGGUACUGCGCGCCUCCACAGGACGGGGAACAACGGCGCGUCUUCGAACCACUACAGGCCCGGGCCAUGCGCAUAA
Molecule: messenger RNA, 468 nt
Organism: Aphanomyces astaci
Lineage: Eukaryota; Oomycota; Saprolegniomycetes; Saprolegniales; Verrucalvaceae
Exons: 2
Coding region: 1-468 (155 amino acids)
Source: RefSeq, a predicted model, not a curated record